UUGAAAACAAUUUGUAGUCGUUACACAUGGCUUCGAUCUUCAUUCGUCGUGCUGCCGGUAAUAGGAUUCGCUCGCACUAUCUUUCUGACAGCCUUGAACUAUCCGCAACAUGUGACAGAAUAUGGUAUACAUUGGAAUUUUUUCUACACACUAGCGAUAGUGAAGAUUGUAUCUCACAUCCUGCCAAAGAGGUUUCCAAUACUAUGGGCUUUCCUUUUUGCAAUUUUCCAGCAGACCAUGCUCACGAAUGGAUAUCAGGAAUGGAUCAUUGAUGGUGAAAAUCAACGAGACACGCUCUUCAGAGCUAAUGUUGAAGGGAUCUGUUCACUGAUGGGAUAUGUGACAAUCUACUAUUUGGCUGAUUCAUUAUCAGUCUUCAUUUCUAAAGACGGGUACUCUAACAAGGACUUGGUGUUCUAUCGAAAUAGAAGCCAAUGUAUUCGUGUCAAGUCGUGGAUAGAAUGCUGUUGGAGACUUUACCUAUUUUCUCUAAUUUUCUAUGGUAUGCAAUUAGGAGCUGAGUGGAGUUUGGGACAACCGUCUCGUCGAGUCGUCAACAUCGCCUACAUCUUUUCUGCGAUGUCAUUUCUCACGUUCACUCUGGCCUGCUUCCUGUGCGUUCAGUUGUUUUCUCUUGUUGCAUGGGCUGCAAAUGUGCCGCAUUUCUCUAUUGGUGAGUCGUAUACUUUUCGGGUGACCUCUCUUGGAUUUAUUCAUCUCAGAAAAGGAUUUACUGGGGUUAUGGGCGGGGAGGUGUCAUCAGCGUCAUUGUCGGGAACUUGGCCCCUUCUGUAA
Messenger RNA from Cooperia oncophora, 795 nucleotides. NCBI's taxonomy places the organism in Eukaryota, Metazoa, Nematoda, Chromadorea, Rhabditida, Trichostrongylidae. The record is from the annotation of a GenBank genome assembly.